This is a messenger RNA of Xenia sp. Carnegie-2017, 4980 nucleotides long. RefSeq lists its product as uncharacterized. Gene Ontology annotation, biological process: intracellular signal transduction. The record is from RefSeq and is a predicted model, not a curated record. Gene Ontology annotation, cellular component: cytoplasm. Gene Ontology annotation, molecular function: guanyl-nucleotide exchange factor activity; protein binding. Lineage: Eukaryota; Metazoa; Cnidaria; Anthozoa; Malacalcyonacea; Xeniidae.
UCUCGAAAACUAUUUACAUGCACCAUUAACUAUUUCACUCGAUUUUCUUGGUAUUUUUUUUUAUUAAAGUUUUUUUAUUUUGGUUUAGUUGUGACGUAGAAGUGUGAGAGAUUAUGCGUCUUUCAAAGAAAAUUCGAUGGCUGGAUCCUUUGUAAAGGCGUUAUAUGACUAUAGUUCCAUUCAAGCAACUGACCUCAACUUCAAAGCUGGCGACAAAAUCAAAGUGUUAGACUAUGUGGAUGAGAAUUGGAUUAAGGGGGAACUUGGGGGAAACAAGGGACUGUUUCCCUCGAACUUUGUAGAAGUACUUUCAAAUCCCUCAAUCAAUGACCAGGCAUAUUCUAAUGUAUCUACAAUCCCCACAACAACCGUUGUUGCAAAUGACACAUACAUCAGUGGAGAAGAUGGUGUCUUAACUUUCUUUGUUGGUGAUCAAUUGGUUUUUUUGGAGCGUGUCGAUGAUUACUGGUCUUUAGGUAAACUUGCUGAUGAAAUUGGUUAUUUUCCUUCACAUUUAGUGAAUGGAUUGCCUUCACCUUCGACAUCAACAGAAACAUCAGGAAAUUACCAAAAUCUGCUAAAUACUAGAGAUAGUAAAGUCAAUCAAUUGACCUUGAUCAAAGAAUCAAAUGUCUUUGCUCCAUCCCUUUUAAGUCCACAUGUGAGAACUCUUUUUAAUUUUGAAGGCGUGACAAAAUUUGAACUGAGUUUUCCUGCAGGAGAAAUUAUUUAUAUCACCAAAGACAUUAAUGAUGAAUGGUAUGAGGGUAACUACAAUGGCAUACAGGGAAUUUUUCCUAAAAAUUUUGUUGAAGUUCUUGUACCAUUGCCUACUGAUUGUAAUGAAGGGUUUGAAAAAAUCAAUAAGGACAACAUAGAACACAUGGAAUCAACUAAGUAUGAGGUUAGAAAUCCUGAAGUGCCCUAUGCUAUUGCAAUUUAUCCUUUUGUUGGGGAGACAUUAUCUGAUUUAUCCUUCAAAAAAGGUGAUAUAAUAACUCUUCACAAUUGGGUGAGUGCUGAAUGGAUGCAAGGAGAAUGUAAUGGAUUGGUUGGAAUAUUUCCUUCUACUUUUGUGGAUGUUAAAGUAAAACUUCCACAUGACUUUGAAAAUGAUGUUUUUUUGAAUCAUAAUGUCUCAAAUGCAGAAAUUAGGAACACUGUUUUUAAGAUUGGUGACCAGGCAAAAGCAAUUUAUAGUUAUUCUACAGGCAAUGAAGGGGAUCUAUGCUUAGAUGUUGGAGACAUUGUUAGGAUAGAGCAGGUCAUUGAUGAAAAUUGGGUGCUUGGAAAGAAAGAUGAUAAUAUUGGAUUGUGUCCUGUAAUCAUCCUGGAAUUAGUGCCUGCAGAAUCAUUUUUUAGUACAUCUUCAGACGAAACUGGAGUAAGUCACAUGGAAGAAAAAAGCAUUUCGCUCAGUCAUUUCAAUGAAGAGAUAACUGAAAUGUUUAAUGUUGACACUGAAAAUGAUUUCGUAUUUGAUGAAAAAAUUAAUAUGAAAACCAUCAAGAGAACAUCCUCUCUUAAUGAUAUAACGGUAGGUGAUGAUAAAAAUGAUUCUUCUUUCUUGUUGUCAUCAGUGAAAAAAUUAAAGAAUUCAAAGGUAACAGAUGGUUUGAUAGAUCAUGGUGAAAGUGAAGAAAGCAUCACUAAAGAUGUGACAUCUCCGUACAGUCAAACUCCCACAAUAAAUAUAUCACAAAGUAGCAAUAGUUUGGAUAGCUCAACCAUGAAGAACACUUCAGCAAAUUCAUUUGUUUCAAUCAGUUCAAAACCAACUGUCUCGCCUAAAUUAGAUGUUAUAGAAGAACCAGGAAAAAAUUGGGUUACAUUUGAAAAUAAGCCAGAGACUUCAAGAUUAUCGAAAGUCUUACCUAAGCGACAUAAACAUGACAAAUCACUCAACAGCAAUGUUGCGAUCUCAUACAAGACUCUGUUGGAAAAGUCACUGGAAGAUGAUAUAUUUUCUUCACCUCCUUCAAUAGAUAACACUGGCUCUCCUUCAACCAUUGACGUAGCUGGUGCAACAUCUAAUGGGGACACUCUAACUACUAAACUACUAGAGCAGGCGGAAGAAUUUGAAAACACCAGUUCAAGACAAAACUCCCUCUCCUUGAACGAGAUGAUAAAAACAACUAUGAAUGGCAAACCAAUACCAACCAAACGACAUCAAGGAUCUGCGCUGUCUUUCACCAAACAAGGUUUUCAUAUUUUGGAUGAUUUGGAGGAACAAAUAAAGAAACAGAUGAAUGAACUAGAGAAAGAAAACCAGACAUUAUUGAAUAUGAAUAUUGUGAUUGAGCAAACAAACGAUGGAACUGUUGUAAGACAGGAAUUGGAGUCAAAGAGGGAGAUAAGUGAAGGGAAAGUCGAACAGUUGAAAAGACAGUUGAAAAUGCUGAAAGAUCGAAAAAAUCGUUUAACAAAAAGUUUGAAUGGAUUCUCGACGCAAGAAGAGAUCGUCUCUAAAAUACAACAACUGAGCAUGAGCAUUGACGAAAAUUCGGAGACAAAACAGAGUCUGUUGAAACAACUUUCUGAAAAUGUCGAAAGAAGUGUUCGUGAAGAAGUUGAGGACAACAUCAAGUUCUGUGAAGAUUCAAUCAAGAACUUGACAUCUGAACUGAGCGCAUUGCAAGAUCUUAAGGAUGAGUUAGAAGGAAAAGUUUCCAAAAGUGAUCUGCAUUCGAUGGAUGUUAGUCGUAGAAAAAAAGUUAUUGAUGAAAUUUUAACAACAGAAACAUCAUUUAGGCAUGAUCUUAAUCUUUGCUUGAAGUAUUUCAAAGAGCAACUUAUUCAAUGGAAAGUCAAUAAUGUGGAUUGUGCAAUACUAUUUGGCAACAUGGAUGAAGUCGCCAAUUUAUCAGAGAGAUUGCUUAGAAAACUCGAAGUUGCUGUCAGAGAUGUGAACAUAAUGGAACAAAUGAUUGGAACGUGUUUUGUUGGUUUUUCUCAUGAAAUGACUGUCAUAUAUGGAAAAUAUUGCAGCACACAUGACGAAGCCAUUGCUUUUCUCGAAAAAUCCUCUGAUGACGAAGAAAUACAAAACUAUUUUAGAAAAUGUUUAUUGUCAAUAAGGGACCUUUCAAACUGCUGGGAUCUGUCUUCUUUUCUUAUUAAACCUGUUCAGAGAAUUUUGAAAUAUCCACUUUUGUUGAACGAACUUCUUAAAAAUACUCCUGAUCAGCAUCCAGACAAGGAUGGUUUAGUCAAAGCAAUUGAAGCAAUGUCAAUUGUUGCAAAUAAAGUAAACGAAGUCAAAAGAAGGAAAGAACUGGUGCAAAAAUACCAGAAGGUUGAAGAAUCUGGAUUAACUGGAAUGUUUCAAAAAUUUACUUGGCAUUCUGUGGUUAAAAAGUCUUCGAGAAUCAACCAAAUCACACAAUUUACUGGUCUUGUUUCACAGACUGUAGAUGAAGCAUUCAACGAAAAUGAAAAAUUGUUCCAUCAUAUCGAGAAGACUGCUAAGAAUUUUGUAAAGAACAUUGUGCAAUACCUUGACCUAUUCCAGAACUUUCACGAGAGCCAUGUGCAAAGCUGUAGAAACAUGAUCGAUUUCCUCAAGGAGAGCUAUACACAAAGAAAUAUUCAGGAAUAUGACACUGCCCAGCGAUACAUUGCAAAAGAGCUCGUUAGCAAAUUGAAAAAAAUUUUAGACGAAGAAGUUCUGACACCAUUGAAUAUUCUGCUUGAUCUUUUUCAACGUCCUAAUCGACUAAUACAGAAACGCCAUGAUAAAUGCUUAGAUUUCGACAGUUUGUCUCGCAAGAUUGAGAAAAUUAAAGAUCCUGAAAAACGCAAACAGACAAAAGAUGAAAUGGAUUUGGCGAAGAAAAAUUACGAAGCUUUAAAUACCCAGCUUCUUGACGAGCUGCCAUUGUUGAAUAAAAAGUCCUUGAAGUUUCUACAAACAUGUAUCACAAAUUUUGCUUGUGUUCACAAGAACUUUUAUCGUGAAGCAUUGGAUCAGUUUAGUCCUUCAGUUCAGCUUUCACUUCUAAAUUCUGGCGAUAAAAAUAUCAUCAGGACCUUUUACUCUAAUAGCAACGUUGACUCACAUGCUGUAUUUGAUAUUGCUUUUACACCUAAGAAAUCUCUUUCCAUCAGCAGACCUCUUCAGUACAGCCCCAGUCAGGAAGCCGUUAAUGGUGGAACUGUAAAUUCACGGAAAUUGAGCAGUGAUCUUGGUCGUGUCCGAAGGAACAGUCUUUCUUUGUCAACCAGUGGUCCUGGCUUGGUGAGGUCAAAACCGUUUGGCGCGGCAGAUAGUCGUUUAGUGAUGAAAAAUGCUGUAAAGAGUGAGAUGUCAAAUACUUAUAUUGUGAAGUUUUCCUUCUUGGCUGAAGCACCGGCAGAGCUCAGUGUUGAGAAAGAUAAUGUUGUGGAAGUUCUUCAGUACCACGAUGCUUCUGGUCAGAAAGAAUGGUGGAAAUGCAAAUAUAAUGGUAGGACUGGUUUUGUACCCUCAAGUUUUCUUGCACCAUUAUGAUUUUGUAUUAGUUAAUGAUCACAACAUGUUAUUCAAAGUUAAUGAUAGUAGUACAGGCUUUGUGAAGACCUUGUACUAUCUUAAAAAAGUUAAGGUGUAGAGAUACAAUUAUCUCCUGGCAGGAGCUUUAGUUCUGUCACAAAACAGGCUAAGGUCAGCACAUAGUUUUUUAUACCAAUCAUUUAAUAUGGUGUUUGUGGGAAUGUUUAUACACACUUGUAAUCCUUAACAUAGAAAAAAUAUUUACUGUUUUUUUAAGAUAAAAUUGGAAAUGUGUAAAGUAAGCAAUAUUUUAAUAUUUUUUAGUUUUAAUUUUUUAUGUAGUUCAUAUUGCAACAGAAUCAGUGUAAUAAUGAAAAAAUGAAAUAACAAAGUCUGGUGUUUGCAAACAAAAAGUUUUUUUAUAUAGUAUAUCAGUGUACUAAUAAUGGUAUUAUAAAGUCUUUCUUUAUGGAUUCAAUAAAAAUAAUUAUAGAUUAACUGUUUAAAAA